AGCAGAUUAUUCAAAUAGGGCACUGAAGGAGUGAGGAUUGGAGGGUUGAGCGCUCAGCGAAACACAGUGCUGCUAUACCACAGCAAGGCGAGGAGCCAACGUCAUUAACUCCUGUCAUCGUCAGUCGCUUUACAGUGUCUGAAGGCACUCAGGGUAGAAAGAUACCCAUGAACCAACCAGUUACGAGGCAGCAAGCAGACUAAACGACCUGGGUAGCCUGUGGUCCCAAAUCGGUUUUAGGGACGUUUUUCACUUCAUUUUCUGCGGAGACUGAGGCUUUUGAGGGAAAUUUGUUUUGGACUGUCCACAAUGCUAAGCGCUGUUAAAAUGGAAGGACACGAGCAUUCAGACUGGAGUGCUUACUACGGAGAGCCCGAGUGCUACACCUCAGUUGGAAACAUGACACAACACACCGGUCUGGGAAUGAACUCGAUGAACACCUAUAUGAGCGUGCCUGGAAUGACUUCAACCAGCAACAUGACAGGCAACCCCAUGAACAUGUCAUACGUCAACACGGGUGUGAACCACUCCAUGGCCGGGAUGUCACCGGGCUCCGGGGCCAUGCACGGUAUGGGAGCAGGGAUGGUGGGCAUGAGCGCGACCCUGAAUCCGAAUAUGAGCCCCAUAAGCACCCAGUCUCCAUCGAUGAAUGCCCUGGCCUCCUAUAGCAAUAUGAGCGUUAUGAGCCCCAUGUAUGGACAGUCCAACAUAAGGUCAAGGGACCCCAAAACAUACAGGAGAAGCUAUACGCACGCCAAGCCCCCAUAUUCCUACAUUUCUCUCAUCACCAUGGCCUUACAGCAGUCUACCACAAAGAUGCUGACGUUGAAUGAGCUAUACCAGUGGAUCCAGGACCUCUUCCCCUUCUACAGACAGAACCAGCAGCGCUGGCAAAACUCUAUCCGCCACUCUCUGUCCUUCAACGACUGCUUCCUCAAAGUGCCCAGGUCCCCGGAUAAACCAGGCAAAGGAUCUUUCUGGACUCUUCACCCGGACUCAGGGAAUAUGUUUGAGAACGGCUGCUAUCUCCGAAGGCAAAAGCGGUUCAGAUGCGAGAAAGACCUCGGCAGGGAAACCGGGAGGAAAAAUUCAGAGGGAGGCCCUAACAGCAGCCCAGAGAGCUGUAACGGCAACGAAUCACCCCAUCAUACCCUGUCCGUUAAAGACGUCAAACGGCCCGUAUCUGACCCAAAACAUCUGCAGCAGGUAAUGAGCCCCGCCGAGCACGCGCCCACUCCUGUCCCACAGACACACCAUCUUCCGUCUCAACAUCAUUCGGUGCUCGUGCACGAAGCGCACCUGAAACCCGAGCACCACUAUUCAUUCAACCACCCUUUCUCCAUCAACAAUCUAAUGUCGUCGGAGCAGCAGCAGCAUCACCACAAAAUGGACCUAAAAUCGUAUGAACAGAUGAUGCAGUAUCACGGCUAUGGUUCACCGAUGACCGGGGCACUGUCCAUGGGCUCAAUGUCAACUAAAACCGGCUUAGAUGUUGCUUCGACACCCACAGACACUUCUUACUGCCAAGGUGUGUAUUCGAGGCCAAUCAUGAACUCUUCUUGAUUUUUAUCUGCAUUCAAUUAACUUUUUCUAGCAAUUACAAUUUGUACAUUUGUAAAUUGGUAGUUUUUUGUUUUUAUGCGUCACAUUUUAUGGACAUUGGACAUGGAAGGGACUGUCUCAGUGUCAAAUUAAGUUGAUAUGAGAAGAAAUGAUUUCAUACAGCCAUUUUUACAUGAAUUUGAAGGCGUAACUGUGCUACAAAUUGUGAGACCAUUUUUUGUGUAUCCCUUAUAACUUAUACGUUGUUCAUGUGUAUUCAUGUAGCUGCUGAAAAUCUAUAUUAAAGUAUUAUUUGAUGUUUUUUUA
Messenger RNA from Oncorhynchus keta (chum salmon), 1869 nucleotides. RefSeq names its product forkhead box protein A2-like. Gene Ontology annotation, molecular function: protein domain specific binding; transcription factor binding; DNA-binding transcription factor activity, RNA polymerase II-specific. The transcript has 2 exons. NCBI's taxonomy places the organism in Eukaryota, Metazoa, Chordata, Actinopteri, Salmoniformes, Salmonidae. Gene Ontology annotation, biological process: regulation of transcription by RNA polymerase II; cell differentiation; anatomical structure morphogenesis. The coding region runs from base 310 to 1563 and encodes 417 amino acids. The record is from RefSeq and is a predicted model, not a curated record.